AGCAGGCCCGGUGUUUCCCUGUGAAAGGCAACAACCUCAUUAUAUGAUGCAGAAAGAAACAGAAAGUGCACAAGCUAAGGAGCCGAAAGAGCCUGCAACUCUACCUUUGGCCCUUUUGGCCCAACAUGGCCACCUGGUCCUGGACGACCCUCUAGUCCUGGGGGACCUUGGAUUCCUGCAUAACCUUUGUCUCCCUGUGUGAAAAGACACUAGCAAACAGUGGCAGUCACUCAGUUUGGUUGUCGCUGAUACUGAGGCCGGAGAUCAGUUUGAAUCUUUCCCUUACUUUGAAUGCAAAAAAAAAACUUUUCAUGAAGAUAACCUCAGCCUCCAAAUUUGGGGGGCAGCACUGAUUCCAACACCCACCUGUAAAGCAGACAGAUCACAUGAGAGAUGAGAUCCUCAUUUAGUGUCAUGAGUUUGUCCCCCCUCAUGUGGAUCCUUGUGCUGACCAUCUUUGUGCAGCAGGUCAAAGCAGGGCAAACUGAGGGGCCAUGUCAAGGUAGAAACUGCUCCGUAUGCCAGUGUCUUCCUGCCAAAGGUGCACGGGGGGCUCCGGGGAAGCCAGGUGUGCAAGGCUCCAAUGGACCAAUGGGCCCAUGGGGACAUAAAGGGCCACCAGGAGAAAAAGGCAGGAGGGGAUCAGAGGGAUUACAAGGCUCAGAUGGACUUAAAGGAGACCGUGGCGAGAUUGGUGCUCCUGGUUUCCCUGGUAAUGAUGGCUCAUUAGGUCAUCCUGGAGCAGGUGGGGAGCCUGGUGUGCCAGGACUGGAUGGCUGUAAUGGGACACGGGGUCAAAAUGGAGUCCCUGGCCUUCCUGGUUUGGACGGCUUUCAUGGGUCACCGGGAUUACCUGGUUCUAAAGGAAUUAAAGGAGAACCUGAAUAUGGCACUGUCUCUCCAGGACCUCCUGGGGAGCGCGGCAGACAUGGAGACCCUGGUUUACCUGGAGGAAAAGGAUACAUUGGACCUAAAGGGAGUAUUGGACUCCCUGGCCAUCCUGGACCAAAGGGCUUGAAAGGACCUAGAGGUGAUAGAGGACCAUCAGGCAACCCUGGAGGAUCACAAGCAGGUGAUAAAGGUGACGAUGGUGAACAAGGCCCACCUGGCCUUCCAGGACCAGAAGAAGUCAUAGAAUUUCCUCCAGACUUUCUUCCACUCAAAGGCUACAAGGGAGACAAAGGUCUGCCCGGACCAUGCGGACCAAAAGGCGAAGCCAGGGAUAUAGAGGACUAUAGCAGACAAGGAAUUAAGGGAGAGCAAGGAAUCCUUGGAUUUCCUGGACUUAGGGGUCUUCCAGGAAGGUCUGGUAGGGAAGGACAACCAGGACCUGAGGGUGUUCGUGGAGUGCAAGGACUUCCAGGUCUCAUUGGAAGAACUGGACCAAAGGGUUACCCAGGAGACCCAGGUGUCCCCGGUCCCCUACUCUUCCAAAAUGGGAGUGAUGCCAGAGGUGCUAAAGGUGAGCGGGGGUAUCCAGGAACAUCUGGACUGCCAGGUGACCAUGGAUAUCAGGGUCCGCAAGGACCACCUGGCCCACCAGGGUUAACAGUACCAGAAGAGCCAGGUCUCCCUGGUCCACGAGGGCCCCUCGGUCCAAAGGGCUACAAAGGAGAACCAGGAAGAUACAAUUUUGAAAUCAAACCAUUGCCAGGACCAAUGGGACCUAAAGGACUUCCUGGUCCUAAAGGUUACAGAGGCCUCCCUGGUCGUCCAGGAUGUGGAGGUAAGUUCUCUCAUUUAUUUUCUUUUGUUGUUAUUGAUUUAAUUUGUAUCCAAUUUUGUAUUGAAAUUACUUGUUUGCUUGAUCCUACAGAUUAUUACUGUGAGCCUGGUGACCCAGGUGAACCUGGUGACCCAGGAUCCAUAGGGACUCUUGGAAACCAAGGGCCCAAAGGAAUUAAAGGGUGCCCUGGGGAUUGUGAAUGUAGGGUUGAUGGGGGAAACAUAGGGCUACCUGGUCCACCAGGUUAUCCAGGACCUCCAGGGUUACCUGGAACUCAAGGACUUAAAGGUGACCCUGGAUUUAGAGGAGCUGAGGGUUCACAAGGACCACAAGGCUUUCAAGGAAAUGCUGGUUUAAAAGGACUGAAGGGUCUGAAAGGUGAUUCUUUUGCGGUUGGUGGUAAAGGUGCCAAGGGUGACCAAGGGGUGCCUGGGUAUGCUGGUCCCACUGGGGCAACAGGUUCACCAGGACAGGAUGGACACCGUGGCCCUACAGGGGACCCUGGACCACCAGGUGCUGGAUAUGCAGCACUACCUGGCCCUAAAGGUUACCCUGGCUUUCCUGGACCCAAAGGAAUUCCAGGGACUGUGGGCCCCCCAGGGCCUGGUUUUCCAGGCAUUCCAGGGCCACCAGGACCUAAAGGAAAUCAGGGACCUACUGGACUGCCAGGAUUUCCUGGGCGUACAGGUUCUCCAGGUGAAAUUGAAGUAUGCUGCCAUGAAGAUGAGAUUGGACCACCUGGUGCCAAGGGUGAGCCAGGUUCCUCAGGGAUUCCAGGUAUGCCAGGAAGAGAUGGUUUCCCCGGUGUUCCAGGACCCCCAGGUCACAAAGGCAUGAAAGGAAAUGAUGGUGAUUCUGUAAGAAAUGGUCUGCCGGGAAUUCCAGGUUUAAAUGGGGAUUCAGGUGAUCCUGGUCCCAGUGGGAUUAGUCUGGAAGGCCCUCCAGGCCCUGCUGGGUUACCAGGACUUCCCGGCAGAAAGGGUCCCACAGGAGAUGUUUUCUCUGCCAGUCCAGGUGCUACUGGCCCACCAGGCCCGUCUGGAGAGACGGGUACAAGGGGACCACGUGGCUUUCCUGGAAAUUCUGGGUCGCCAGGCAUACAAGGCUAUCCUGGACUGCCAGGUCAUAAAGGAAAACCUGGAGUCAAUGGUGACCCCGGUGCCACUGGUCUCCCAGGCCCACCUUGUACUGUUUGUGAGUUGUAUGGAACCAUAGGCCCGCCAGGCCCUCCAGGAAACCCUGGAAAGACAGGAGUACCAGGUUAUCCUGGUCAAAAGGGUUUAAAAGGAGAUAUUGGUCCACCUGGUCAUGGACCAAAGGGUGUGAAAGGAUUUCCUGGCCUUCCUGGUGUGGCAGGAGCUCCAGGACCAAGUGGCAACACUGGCCCUUUAGGAGAUCCUGGGAAAGAUGGUUUCCCAGGACUAAAAGGUGAAACUGGCUACCCUGGAAGCGCUGGGGCAAGAGGUUUAAAAGGUCGCCCCGGACAUCCAGGACCCAGAGGUAUACAGGGAGAGAGAGGCUUUAAUGGUCGAGUAGGUGACCCAGGAGACCCAGGAUGGCCUGGUAAUAAAGGUGUACGUGGUCUACCAGGAUUAUUAGGCCCAUCAACGAUUGUGACAGUGACUAAAGGCCCAGCAGGACUACCAGGAAGGAGGGGGCAGCCAGGCCAACAAGGAUUAGCAGGCUUAAAGGGUGUAAGAGGAAUACCAGGUGACGUGGGGCCUGAUGGAUGGCCUGGUCCUCCAGGGUUUAAGGGCAGCGUUGGUACCCCAGGUGGUGCAGGAAUCCCAGGGCUUCCUGGUCACCCUGGAAUCAAAGGUUUCCCUGGUCCAAGAGGAUAUCCUGGACAGGCUGGAGAUCCGGGAGAUCCAGGACUUAUGGGACAUAGGGGGGUACCAGGGCUACCAGGAUUCCCUGGUGCUAAGGGUGAUCCGGGAAUGUCAAACCAACUGCCUGGUCCACCUGGACCCAAAGGAUUGCCUGGGGAGAAUAGGGCAUGUGCUUCAAGAGGGCGGCCAGGAGACCCAGGUGACCCAGGAUCCAGGGGAAGACCGGGACCACCUGGACAAACAGGCAUUCCAGGGGAACCAGGAAGAAGAGGAGGAUCAGGCUUCCCUGGGCCUCGUGGCCUAAACGGUAGUACAGGUUUGCCAGGUAUUCCAGGUGAUCAUGGAGGUCUGGGACCACCGGGUCCACCAGGCCCAUAUGGACCCCCAGGGCUUCCUGGGCCACCAGGUCUGAAUGGAUUGGACGGACUUAGGGGUCCAAAAGGGAUGAAGGGAUCAAAUGGCAUAGAUAUACCUGGACCUCAGGGACCAGAUGGAUAUCCUGGAGUCAAAGGCCUGAGGGGCCACCCAGGACCUCCAGGAGCUACAUACCCUGGGUCUAAAGGCCUGCAGGGCCCACCUGGUGACCCAGGUCUUCCAGGCUUCCCAGGAGAACCUGGUUUCCCUGGCAUAGAAUGUGUCACACCUUCACCAGGACCCCAUGGAGACAUAGGAUAUGAAGGACCUUCAGGACUUCCAGGUGAUCCCGGGGAACCAGGCCCCCCAGGUGUUGGCAUUUCCUACAAAGGUGACCCAGGACCAAUUGGCCUCCCAGGGUCAGAAGGUUGCAAGGGUGAGAGGGGCUUCCAAGGGACUCCUGGAUUUCAGGGCGAACCUGGCUUUAUGGGUCCAAAAGGUGAGAGAGGUGCCACUGGUCUCAUGGGCACUCCAGGACCCAGAGGUCAGCAAGGUCUCCCUGGGCCCAGGGGCUCAAAGGGAGUAACUGGCCCACCUGGAAAUAGCGGUCUCAAAGGUGCUCGUGGUGAUUCUGUCAAUGGACCGCCAGAGAAGGCUCCCCCCGGGCCUCCAGGUCCAUUUGGUUCCACAGGAUUUAAGGGAUUUCCUGGUGAUGUGGGUCCUCCUGGGAGUCCAGGGUAUAAAGGACAAAAGGGGUCCAUAGGGUCUCUGGGUCUCCCUGGUCCACCAGGUCCUGCUGGCCCAGAAGGUCCUGUUGGAGACCCAGGGGAACAUGGUCAGCAAGGAUUUGUUGGGGCUCAAGGUUCUCCAGGUCUACCUGGCAAUCCAGGCGAGCCAGGUCAAAGGGGGACAGCCAGCUCAGGCUUUCUUUUGGUUAUCCACAGCCAGUCGGUUCAGGUGCCUCACUGCCCUCAAGGCAGCAGUCAGCUCUGGGUGGGCUACAGCCUGGUGUACCUGGAAGGACAGGAGAAGGCUCACACACAGGACCUGGGCCAGGCUGGCUCCUGCCUCCCUGUUUUCUCCACCAUGCCUUUCUCUUACUGCAACAAAGCUGCCUGUCACUACUCCAGUCGCAACGACAAAUCCUACUGGCUCUCCACCACUGCUCCCAUACCCAUGAUGCCACUGCUUGGUGAGGAAAUCAGAGCUCACAUCAGCCGGUGUGUUGUGUGCGAGACAGUUUCACCUGCAGUGGCUUUCCACAGCCAGGAUGACACGUUUCCCACGUGCCCACCUGGCUGGAGGAGUCUGUGGACGGGAUAUUCCUUCCUCCUGCACACAGGUGCGGGUGAUGAAGGCGGUGGCCAGUCUUUGACCUCUUCUGGCAGCUGCCUUAAAGAUUUCAGAACUCACCCCUUCAUAGAGUGCCAGGGUGUGCGCGGCUCCUGUCACUACUUUGCCAACCUCUACAGCUUUUGGCUGACUGCUGUGAGUCAGGCAGAGCAGUUUAUCACCCCGAGGCCUGGCACCAUCAAAGCCGCCGACAAACAGCGCGGAAAAAGCAGCCACUGUCAUGUCUGCCUCGGAGGGAAAUAACUAUCCUUUGCAGUAUGUUACAGGUUACAUUUGGUGACAAAAAUUUUUUUUUGUUUUUAGCGUGUUUUUAUAAUGGUGUCACUGUAUCUUUUUCUUAUUAUUUUAAUGAGGUGCUUUUUAUUAUUAUAAAUGUUUUAAUAAUUGAUAGUGUUGUUCCCAAAUGUUUGCCAGAUCAGUGUUACAAUCUUGUCCAAAUUAUACUUUAGGGGUAAAGUUUCACAUUCAUAAUCGUUCAAAAUUCAAUAGUUGUGACACUGGUAGAAGAAGGUAGAAGAAAAUGAACAAUUUCAGCAGGAUACAGUUUGCCUUAGUGGGUUUCAAG
This is a messenger RNA of Solea solea (common sole), 5827 nucleotides long. Its product is annotated as collagen alpha-4(IV) chain-like. Gene Ontology annotation, molecular function: extracellular matrix structural constituent. The record is from RefSeq and is a predicted model, not a curated record. The transcript has 48 exons. Gene Ontology annotation, cellular component: collagen trimer. The coding region runs from base 394 to 5505 and encodes 1703 amino acids. Lineage: Eukaryota; Metazoa; Chordata; Actinopteri; Pleuronectiformes; Soleidae.